AUGCGUACUCUCUCAGUUCUCAUCGUUGCCUUCUUGAUUCUCGGUGCCUGCCUUGCCGCCGUGGUACCACCAUUGAAGGCCAUUCAUAUUCCUGAAUGUGACCAAUAUUGUGCCACCGGUGGAUGUGCAGCCUGUUGUCAAACUUUUCUUCAUCCACUUGGAGGCUCCUGUUUACCUGACCCGACAAAAUGCAACUGCUUC
This is a messenger RNA of Mesorhabditis belari, 201 nucleotides long. Lineage: Eukaryota; Metazoa; Nematoda; Chromadorea; Rhabditida; Rhabditidae. The record is from the annotation of a GenBank genome assembly.